AUGAGUGCAUCAUGUUUUGUUAAUGUUCCACUAGAAACAAUAGGAAUUCAUCCAGAGAAUAAUAAUUUCAAAAUUGAUGGAUUAUCUAUAUUUAGCGGAAUCAAUAACAACACAUUAGUAUAUGUGUCGAAGCAAUUCACCGGAGAAUAUAUUGUUCCGAGCUUUGUGACUAAGAUUGGAAAUCAAGCCUUCAGAAAUGGUCAGAUCACGAGAGUUAUAAUUCACAGUGAAGUUACUUCCAUAGGUUCAUGGUGUUUCGGAGCAUCAAAUCUUGUUGAUAUUGUUCUUCCUGAAAAAGUUGUGAUAUUAGCUUCAAGUAUUUUUUAUAAUUGUCUGAAAUUACAAAGCGUGAAAUUUUCCAGUUCUCUGACAAAUAUAUCUGCAAGUGCUUUCUAUGGAUGCAGUUCUCUGACAAGUAUCGUAUUCCCUCCAACACUGGUCGGAAUUGGUGAGUCUGCGUUCUAUGGUUGUACAAAUAUCGAUAUCGAUUCAAGUCAAAAUACAAACUUCUAUUAUGGCAAUCAGAUGCUUCUCACCAAUCAAAAGACAACAAUCUCAGAGUUCUUUGGUGAUGAUUCUAAUCUUGAAAUCACAGCACCUGUUGGAACGACGACUAUCGGUUCUCGUACAUUCAUGAGCAAGCAUCUCAAGACUAUCCAGUUCCAAGGCAACACACUUACUCGUGUUGGUGACUCAUGUUUUGCAUCAUCUACACUUCAAAGCAUCUCAUUCCCCGACAGUUUGACAACACUCGGUACUAGCUGUUUCGAAAACUGCCAAUCUCUUAGUAGUGUUUCAUUCAGCAACACAUGUCCAAUCACCGAAAUUCCCGAGAAGUGUUUUUACAACUGCAAGAAUCUUCAAAUCUUGACAUUACCAACAUCCAUCACAACUUUGCGCUCUAAUGCAUUCUUCAACUGCAUCCAAAUCGGCGACAUCGGUCUUAGCAACACACAUGUUUCUUUGAUUGAAAACUUCUGUUUCAUGAACUCAGGUAUUACAUCUCUCUCUACUCCAACGAGUCUUGUUCUCGGCUAUGGCAGUUUCAACAACAGCAACAUUGCAGAAGUCAACAUCAAAUGCGAGACCAUCCCCGAAGAUUGCUUCAAGAACUGCAGCUCACUUUCAUCUCUUACACUGAAUGAAGGUCUCACCGAAAUCUCAGACUCAUCAUUCCGCUCAUGCAUUUCUUUGACAUCAUUCACUAUUCCAUCUAGUUUGAAGAAGAUUCGCUUCUAUGCAUUCAUGUCAUGCUCUUCUCUCAAGACUGUCAGUCUUUCUCUUCACAGCUCCAUUAGCGAGAUCAACGGCGGCACAUUUGCAGACUGUCCUCUUUUGCAGUCUAUCAAGCUCGAUCCAUCCGACACGGAUUUCAAGUUCAACAACGGUGCACUCACAUACUACAACGAGACUAAGAUCAUCACAUUCAUCCCUAGCAGCAACAUCCAGACAUUUGUUUUUCCAUCUUCUAUGGAGAGCAUCGGCUCAUGUUCAUUCUACAACUGCAUCAACCUUGUUCGUGUUAUCUUCAGCGGCAGCAGGAUCAACACCAUUGACUACAUGGCAUUCUAUGGCUGCACCAAACUUUCAUAUAUCUUCCUUGGCACUAACACACAUGUCACAACUAUUGGCUCCAAUGCAUUUGAAGGCUGCUCUCUUCUGAACAGGUGUGGUUCUAUCACAUGUCCAUCUUCAACAAUCCCUUUAUUUGUAGAACACAACAUCUCUAAAAGAUCAUUUCGAACAGACUGUGACAUUUUCUGUGAAUCACUUAGCAACACAAGAUCAACUUUCAUUUCCACAAUAACCCUAAUAACUCCUUUCAUACUUAUGUAA
Messenger RNA from Trichomonas vaginalis G3, 1836 nucleotides. Its product is annotated as structural constituent of cell wall. The coding region runs from base 1 to 1836 and encodes 611 amino acids. Lineage: Eukaryota; Parabasalia; Trichomonadida; Trichomonadidae. The record is from RefSeq and is a predicted model, not a curated record. The transcript has a single exon.